Molecule: messenger RNA, 627 nt
Organism: Cherax quadricarinatus
Lineage: Eukaryota; Metazoa; Arthropoda; Malacostraca; Decapoda; Parastacidae
Source: RefSeq, a predicted model, not a curated record
UGCUGGAACGUCCAAGGGAGAGGAUCCAGGAUGGUAUUCUUGGUGCUUUUGCUUGUAGCUGCUGUAGUCGGCGCUAACCCGAAUGGAGUUGACGACAAAGGAGAACUGAGGGAGUCGCGCAGAUUGGGAUCCAAGCCUCUUCCUGGACCAGCCAAUGACGGAAUUCCGGGUCUGUUCUACUCUAACAUCGACGUUGUAACCAGCACGACCAGUGACCCAUCGCAGAGCCCCGACACCACGACUACUACCACCACCUCCACUACGACAACCCCCACCACGACCACGACAGAGAGAAGCCUAUACAUAUUCAGUUCAAUCUUCGGCAGUAACGAUGAGGCGCAGCCCUCAGCGAGAGAGACGGGGGUCGAGGCCCCUGCCAGACCAGUGCCUCCACCACACAGUCAUCCAUUCAAGCUUCGUGGUUUCCGAUAAGGGCUUCCGUGACUUUUUUUUCCCUGCGGCAUUUCCCUGCCGCAUGAUCCUGCAGCAUCCACAUGCCGCAUGAUCCUGCAGCAUCCACCUGCAGCAUGAUCUUGCAGCAUCCACCUGCAGCAUGAUCUUGCAGCAUCCACCUGCAGCAUGAUCUUGCAGCAUCCACCUGCAGCAUUCACCUGCAGCAUCCACCUG